Molecule: messenger RNA, 1020 nt
Organism: Botrytis porri
Lineage: Eukaryota; Fungi; Ascomycota; Leotiomycetes; Helotiales; Sclerotiniaceae
Exons: 2
Coding region: 1-1020 (339 amino acids)
Source: RefSeq, a predicted model, not a curated record
AUGUUCUCCUUCUUUUCGCGGGGAACGUCAGGUAAGAAAGCUGUCUACGCCUGCGAAACUUGUGGUAUACAAUGCACGACAAACCACCGUUUGGAGCAGCACAAGCUCGGGAAACAACAUCUAGCCAAAGUGAAGGCUGCCGAGGCCCUUGAGCCUACUGAAAAGACGGUACAACAGUCAGGGCCGAGAAUGACCGUAAUAUUGGUCGGAAAAGCCAUGAAACGAUAUGAAAUCUCGCAUGAUGUUCUAUACAACGCUUCACCUUAUUUUCGAGACCUUUGCGACAAUCGCGCCGAGUCAGUCCGAGAAUCCAGCUUCCGGAUAGAGGAGGAAUGUGAACAAUUUGGGAUCUUCAUCUAUUGUCUUACCAAUCAGGAUUUGAAUAUUCCCACACCAGUAGGAGUGGUACCGGCAUUGCUAGAGCUAUAUUUCAUCGCAGCCAAAUACCAAGUCAGCUAUCUACAGGAUAGGAUCAUAGAUCAUUUACUAAUUAUGAAGCGCUGUCUAAAAGAAUGGGAUAUUAAACGAUUGUACGAGAAGACGAAUGCUACCUCGAAGCUACGUUGGCUUUGCGCUUGUGAUACCACAUGUCUUCUUCGUUUCCCAGCGAAAGAAAUACCUGCUUCGCAAGAUUCAAUUGAGUAUAAGUUACUGAGAGCAGCAGAAGAAUAUCCCGAGUUUGCAUUUGAUGUCUUCCGAGUUCAGCUGAUAUACAAUACCUCCAAUUGGCCGGAAACAUACAUGCAUGAUUUUCAUGCUUGCGAAUUUCAUUGCCAUGAGGCUGAAAGGCAGUGCUACCAUAUUAAUUUUGACGAAUCACCCAGACUUCCUGGUAGGUUUGUUGAUACACGAAAUUUAGAUGGUGCUUUAAGAGAUAGCUCAAAUGGAGAGGUCUUGGGAAAAAGACGACGUGAUCGAAAUGGUGCUGAGGGCAGCAACAAGAAAUUAGGAAAAAGAAAAGUUGAAGCGGAUAUGGUAAAGGAUGAGGAGCCCAACGUAUUGCAGGAACGGGGAACAUAG